Caenorhabditis elegans is the source of this 858-nucleotide messenger RNA. RefSeq names its product START domain-containing protein (gene K02D3.2). The record is from RefSeq and is marked reviewed. Gene Ontology annotation, molecular function: lipid binding. NCBI's taxonomy places the organism in Eukaryota, Metazoa, Nematoda, Chromadorea, Rhabditida, Rhabditidae.
AGGUAAUCUUUUAAUCCGUCACUCUACACCACAUUGACCACAAUGAUGCCUGCCACAGAGACCAGCGAUUACCAUGCCACGUAUGAUGCGGCUAUGCAAAACGCUGAAAACCGUGUUUUUCAUCUUUUGCACUCUUUGGAAUGGCAACUUCAUUCCGAAAAGAAAACCGGAAGCAUUUGGAGCAUGAGAUGCAAUGUUAUGGAUAAUUACAUUUUCCGCUACGAAGGGCGCAUUCCGAACAGAACUUGUGCUGAGGUUUCUGCAAUGAUACAUCCGCAAGGGCUUCACCGCAACAAAUGGGACUCCCAAUCAGCAGGAACAAGCCUUGUCGAAGAGAUCAGCUAUGAUACAUCAGUGAUUCUUCACAAAACAAAGGGUAGAAUGAUGGGCUUGAUAUCUCCACGUGAAACACUUGAUUUGUGUCGUUUCGCAUAUGAUCCUGUUGAUGGCAGCCGUUCGGUAGUUAUGGUUAGUGUAGAUCAUGAGAAAUCGCCAAGAAUUGCUGGUGUGGUUCGAGCCCAAACUUAUCCCACACUUCUCAUGCUUAAUCCCCUAGGCGACGGUGUCAAGAUCACAUCGAUUGUGCAAGCAGAUUUGUACCUACAAGGUGUUCCACAAACCAUCGUUGAUACAUUAAUGCCAAAGGGAAUUGCGUCAUUUUUUGAAGACCUUCAAAAAUAUGCCAGCAAAGAUUGCACGAAAGUUUCAUUGAAUCAUCAGCUGACAGGAUGGUGUGCUGCCCAUUUGGAAAACUAGAACUUACCUGAAUGAUAACUUUAAAUGUUUUUACCAUUUAUGUUUUGAUAUUUAUAUACACUUGUCUAAAUUAGGAUACCGAAUAAAAAUUUGAUUUAUUUU